UAAAUAAUUGGCUCGAAGCAAUGGAUAUUUAUGAUGCACUGCCAGUGCCCAAACAUCAUUGACUUUUUUUCUUUGUAUCUUUGACGAGAAAUAAAAGCAGAUCAGUCAAAGUACUUUUAGCGAAGAAAGCUUUUCAGGCAUUAUACAUUAUGCUACAUCAGCUUAUGUAAAUCCAUUAUUUGAGUUCAAUUUGGAAAAAGAAUGAAAAACAGCCCAAUGGAGAGUAAUCCUAUUUGAAAAAGUCCAAAGGCCAAUUAUUGCAGUGGAAUUUCAAAAUGAAGGGAAGGCAAAACAAUGAACAAGAUGUUAACAACAGAAAACAAAGACAACAUGCCUUGCAGUCAUCUCUUGAAAACAACACCAAAAUAACUUCAGAUAAAAGAAAGAGAAGAUAUUCAAAUGAGGAUGACUGUGGUACAGCAAAUUUCAACGAACACCGAACUGUCAAGAAGAAGAAAGUAUCAAACCAAUAUAACCAAGCAAAUAGUUCAGACUCCGAUGAUUCAACAUCCCAUUCGAGCACAAAUUCAAGUUGGGAUUCCUGGGGAUCGGAUUCAGGAAGUGCUUCACCGUGCGACUUAUCUGACGACGCAACAAAAGAUGACAACACCAGAAGCAUAACUACAAGCGAAGUUAUUUUAGAAAAGAUGAAACGAGAAGAAGAUGUUGUUCUUGGUGACUUAGAUAGUUUUUGGUCCAGCAAAGUUGCACCGAAAGCUCGAAAAGAACUGCGCAACCUAAAGGAGUAUUGUAGUGGAGAUGUAUCUUCCAUAGAAACCUUGAAGAAGCGUUGCAGAUUUGUUCAAACGUUAAUAGAGCUGCCUUGUGUACUUUCUGUUGGCUUCAAUAAAGAAGAUUCAAAAUUCAGCGUUUUCGUCUCCGACAGUAAAAAGGCCCAAGAGCUUUCCGAAAAACUUACAGAUCCAAAUAUACAUCUGGUUGAGGCCAGAAAUGCUCAUUUUCUAUGAUAAAUACUUGUGUAUUGCAUUUUCGGCACUUUGUUGUUAUAGAAAAAAGUUUAAGGAGACAUGAUCUGUAGGACUAUGUUUUAGUUGCAUGAAGUCAAAUGACUCCCAUAUAUUAGUUAUUACUCUUAAUAUAAGUAAGACAAAUAUUACAUAAAGUUGUAUAUAAACUAUCUACGUAUAUAUAUACAGAUGUGUUACAAGGA
Messenger RNA from Xenia sp. Carnegie-2017, 1171 nucleotides. RefSeq lists its product as uncharacterized. Lineage: Eukaryota; Metazoa; Cnidaria; Anthozoa; Malacalcyonacea; Xeniidae. The transcript is spliced from 8 exons. The coding region runs from base 276 to 968 and encodes 230 amino acids. The record is from RefSeq and is a predicted model, not a curated record.